GAUGAUAAGUGUGAAAAAACGGAUGACAAAAAAGAAGAUGAUGAACAAAAAUCUCAUCCUUCAUCAAGUAAAGAUGAUGAUCUUUCUGGAAUCGAAAAAAUGUCUAAGUAUUUAAUGUCCAAGCUGACACUUAGUGACACUGAAGAAAAAAUGGGUGUAAAAGCGAAACAAAUCUUACAGGAGUUAACUAUUCGUGGUAUUGUUGAUUUUAUCAAAGAAAAUAAGUGCCGUAAUAUAAUAACAAUGGCUGGUGCCGGUAUAUCAACUUCUGCUGGAAUACCUGAUUUUCGUUCGCCCUCAAGUGGACUGUAUUAUAAUUUACAAAAGUAUAAUCUUCCGUAUCCUCAAGCAAUAUUUGAAAUUGAUUUUUUCAAGACAAAUCCUGAACCAUUUUUUGUAUUGGCGAAAGAGUUACUCCCAGAACACCUGAAACCUACAUUAAGCCACUACUUUAUUAAGCUGUUAUCGGAUAAAGGAUUAUUAUUGCGACACUACACUCAGAAUAUUGAUACUUUAGAAAGAAUUUCUGGGUUGCCUCCUGAAAAGUUGAUUGAAGCCCAUGGGACAUUCCAUUCUGGACGGUGUCUUGAUUGCCGUGCCACUUAUGAUCUCUCAUGGAUGAAAAAAAAACUUUAUGACGAAACCAUACCAAAAUGUGAUAAAUGUUUAGAAGGUGUUGUUAAACCAGAUAUAAUUUUUUUUGGUGAAAUGUUACCGGAGCGUUUCUAUCAUUCAAUUGAUAAUGAUUUCCCUAAAGCGGAUUUACUUAUUAUCAUGGGAUCGAGUUUAGUUGUACAACCAUUUGCGUCGUUAAUUGAUAAAGUAAAAUCAACAUGCCCACGUUUGCUUAUCAAUAAAGAGAAAGUUAGUGUACAAGAUAGACUAUCUCGGUUUUUUGGUUUGAACCAUGGAUUUGUUUUUGAUCCCAAGAGUUCAGAAUGUGCUCGAGACGUUGCUUGGAUUGGAGAUUGUGAUACGGGCUGUAAAUUAUUGGCUGAGGAACUUGGCUGGAAUGAAGAAUUAGAAAAACUCAUGGAAAAUGAUCAUCGACGGAUAGACGCAGAGAAAUCGGAAGCAUCGAAAUAA
Messenger RNA from Cotesia congregata, 1086 nucleotides. Lineage: Eukaryota; Metazoa; Arthropoda; Insecta; Hymenoptera; Braconidae. The record is from the annotation of a GenBank genome assembly.